This is a messenger RNA of Nycticebus coucang (slow loris), 3062 nucleotides long. It is a transcript of the gene UNC5CL, whose product is annotated as unc-5 family C-terminal like. Gene Ontology annotation, biological process: positive regulation of canonical NF-kappaB signal transduction; positive regulation of JNK cascade; netrin-activated signaling pathway. Gene Ontology annotation, cellular component: membrane. NCBI's taxonomy places the organism in Eukaryota, Metazoa, Chordata, Mammalia, Primates, Lorisidae. The record is from RefSeq and is a predicted model, not a curated record. Gene Ontology annotation, molecular function: netrin receptor activity; protein binding. Bases 1 to 1695 code for a protein of 564 amino acids. The transcript is spliced from 8 exons.
AUGAAGACAACUUGGUCCUCACUGCAGCUACAUGGAAACCAAAGGCUUAACCUGGCUCUGACCCCUUCUUUCCCCCAGGCCUUUGCUUUGGCUGGCACAGGGGUGCAGGAGAGCCAGCUGCGUCGAGUUACCAGGCAGAUGUGCCCCCAGGAGAGUUCUUUCCAACUCUCCCAGUUUCUACUGUUCGUGGGGGUCCCAGUGGCAAGUGUCGUCUUUCUGGCCCAGUGCCUUCGAUGGCACUGUCCUAGAUGGAGGCUGGGGGUCUGCAGGAAGCCAGAUGUCCAACAGGAGCCAGAGUCCCAGCCUGUCCCCCUACCAGGAAAUGAGGCCCCCAGGCAGGGCCUGCCAGCCACACUGUCAGAGUUGGCUGCCUUCUACCAGGAACUGCACACACCCACUCAGGGCCAGACUGUCAUCCGCCAGCUGAUGCACAAGCUGUUGGUGUUUUCGGCUCGAGAGGUGGAUCACCGGGGUGGUUGCCUGAUGCUCCAGGAUACAGGCAUCUCCCUGCUCAUCCCACCAGGUGCUGUGGCUGUGGGCCGCCAGGAGCGGGUGUCUUUGAUCCUGGUGUGGGACCUGUCAGAUGCCCCAUUGCUGUCCCGAGCCCAGGGGCUGGUCAGCCCUGUGGUGGCCUGUGGCCCCCAUGGGGCCUCCUUCCUGAAGCCUUGCACCCUCACAUUCAAACACUGUGCCCAGCAGCCCAGCCACGCCCGCACCUACAGCAGCAACACUACCCUUCUCGAUGCCAAGGCCUGGAAGCCCCUGGGGCGGCCGGGGGCCCACACUUCUCGGGACGAAUGUCGCAUCCACCUCUCCCACUUCAGCCUCUACACCUGUGUGCUGGAGGCACCUGCAGGGCGUGUCGCCCGAAAAUGGCUACAACUGGCCGUGUUCUGCUCCCCGCUGGCACCAGGGCAGUCCCACCUGCAGCUGCGUGUCUACUUUCUCAACAACACGCCCUGCGCCCUGCAGUGGGCCCUGACCAACGAGCAGCCCCACGGUGGCCGCUUGCGCGGGCCCUGCCAACUCUUUGACUUCACUGGGGCCAAAGGCGACCAGUGCCUGAAGCUCAAGUACAUCUCAGAGGGUUGGGAGAAUGUGGAUGACAGCAGUUGCCAGCUGGUCCCCCAUCUCCACAUCUGGCACGGAAAGUGUCCCUUCCGCUCCUUCUGCUUCCGAAGAAAACCAGCCAGUGAGAUAGAGGACUGCUCAGCACUAACCAAUGAGAUCAUUGUCACCAUGCACACCUUCCAGGAUGGCUUGGAGACCAAGUACAUGGAAAUCCUCAGAUUUCAGGCAUCAGAGGAGGAAUCUUGGGCAGCGCCACCCCCUGUCUCCCAGCCGCCCCCGUGCAAUAGGCUGCCCCCAGAACUCUUUGAGCAGCUACAGAUGUUGUUGGAGCCAAACAGCAUCUCAGGCAAUGACUGGCGCAGACUGGCCUCUCACCUGGGGCUCUGUGGCAUGAAAAUCCGGUUCCUGUCCUGCCAACGCAGCCCUGCGGCGGCCAUCCUAGAGCUGUUUGAGGAGCAAAACGGCAGCCUGCAGGAGUUGCACUACCUCAUGACGGUCAUGGAGCGGCUGGACUGCGCCUCCGCCAUCCAGAGCUACCUGAGCGGGACGCAGACCGGCAGCCCAGCGUCCGUCCGCGGGGGCGCCCACGACAACGAGGGCCUGGAGCUGGACGAGAAGCUCUGAGCGUGCUCUGGGCAGAGGGAGCACGAAAGGGGGAUGCCUCGAUGCCUAAAAAGGACACAGCAGCUGCUCCGGCCGUGCCCGCCGCCCUCCUCUGAGUCCGUGGACGGUGCCCAGGGCCGCCCAUGAGGCCGGAGAGCCCUCGCCCGCCUCCCCCAUCGGCCGCGCCUCCGCCUGCCGCCUCUGUCCGCCCGCAGGUCCCCUCCUGGCCGGCAGGGGGCGCGGGAGCCCAGGAGAUGGCCGCAGCAAGGCGGCCUCCUGGAAACUGACCAGUGGACUGUCAGGCUGCCGUGUGGGCACUGCUUAGGGACUGGGCGGCUCACACGUAUUGCUGAGCGCUCCGUGAGACCCAGCAUUGGGUUGGCGUCCCGGGAAUACCGGAGUAUGUGAGGCGGGGUCUGGGGCUCUCUUGUGGGCAACAAGAUGUGCUCAGUGAACCCAGGGCAAACUAUUACACAACAGCGCCCACCUGUGCGCAGGGGACGGGGCUCCUGUGAACUGUCCGUGCCUCUGGAGCAGUGAGAAUAAAAUGCUGGGUGGAGGGUGUUGGGGAAAGAGGAUUGGACUUGCCGAGUGGGUCAGAGAUGUCUAGGUGGGGGUACGAGGAGAGGGAUGUGUAGGGCCAGAGGCAUUAAGGAGGCUGUGGGGUGCAGCCAGGGCAGGAGGAAGGUUCCAGUCCCAAUCUGGAGAUGGGCAGGCUUACUUGGCCUGCCCCCUCCGUCUCCAUUUCCUUCCUUUACCUCACUUUCCUUUAUCUCUUUAUGCUCAUGCCUUGUUUCCCCGUUUCUGCCAUUAUCUCUCAUGAAACAUUAAAGCUAAAAAGGAACUUUGAGAUGACUAUUCUCACCCAACCCUUUUAUCUUUUCAUCUCCAACUAUGUGAGUUGUAAGUCUCUCUGACUUCAUUCUUCUGUCCCUACCUCUGAAUCUCUGUCUCAUCCUGUUACUCUCUGUCUUGGCAUCUUUUGUCUCUACCUCAUUACUGUGCCCUGUCUUUGUGUGUUUGUUUCUGUUUUGGAAACUGUCAGUCAUUCCUCAGGACACCAAGGUUGAGCCUGGGUCAUCCUAUCAAUGGAUGGUUGGGGAUAUUCUCCCCAUGGAUCAAGAUCCAGUUUAGGGUCAGGAAAUAAAGGAUAGGCACUAAAGAGCACCCAUCAGUCAACAGAUAGAUAUUCAACACCUACUAUGUGUUAGGCACUGUGUAUAAGAGAGAUGAGUAGGCUGGGUCCUGAAAAGAAAACACAGGGGUGGACUCAAUUCUGGCAAUGCUUUUGUUUGCAAACAGGUGUUGUUAAUUUGUUCAAGGGCAAACACUCUCUGGCAACAUUAACAAUUUGCUUCUGUAUUUAAUUUUAAAAUAUUAAAGCUUUC